UGGGCAUGGGCGUGCACUCUGACGACCAGACAAGAGCGCUUGGCACCUCACCUUAUCCAGCUCCAGAAUCCCAGCCACCCAAUCACAAUCCAGAGCAAACGGAAGCGGCAGAAGCUCCAACGGUCUGAGCCCUCACAAGCUUGAUUCCUCUCCUUCCCUGAGCUCCCGCGGCGGCAAUGGAGACCCUCCUCUCCCCAUCCACAUUGUUCAUCCCUCUCCGUAGCUCCAAGAGACCAGCCCUCGUUAGCGCGUCGUCCAGGUCCACCGUCUCCUGCGCGUUCAAUAAGCAGCAGGCCGCCGUCGCUGCUUCCCAUGGAGACGGCGUCGGCGUCAGGAGCUGGGUGUCGUUCUUGCACCACGGCCUGGCGGCUGCGGCGCUGUCGCUGGCCAUCAGCCUGGCCCCGGCGCCCUCCCCCGCGGCGGCGUCGGAGUUCGACGUGCUCAACGACGGCCCCCCCGUCGACUCCUACGUGGUGGACGACGCCGGCGUGCUGAGCCGCGUGACCAAGUCCGACGUUAAGCGGCUCGCCGGUGACAUCGAGGCCCGCAAGAACAUCCGCCUGAACUUCGUCACCGUCCGCAAGCUCACGAGCAAAGCUGACGCGUUCGAGUACGCGGACCAAGUGCUGGAGAAGUGGUACCCGACGAUUGAGGUGGGCAGCAACAAGGGCAUCGUCGUGCUCGUCACCAGCCAGAAGGAGGGCGCCAUCACCGGCGGCCCCGCCUUCGUGCAGGCCGUCGGCGACCAGAUCCUCGACGCCACCGUCUCCGAGAACCUACCAGUACUAGCGACGGACGAGAAGUACAAUGAGGCGAUCUUGAGCACGGCGAAGCGGCUCGCGGCGGCGAUCGACGGGCUGCCGGACCCCGGGGGGCCAUCGUUCAAGGAGAACAAGCGGGAGUCCAACUUCAAGACCAAGGAGCAGACGGAGGAGAAGCGUGGGCAGUUCACGCUCGUCGUCGGCGGCCUGCUCGUCAUCGCCUUCGUCGUGCCCAUGGCGCAGUACUACGCCUACAUCUCCAAGAAAUGAGUAGCGUGCUGCCAUGCGUGUACAGUAAAUUCAUACUGAAGAGGAAAAAUCAAGGCAUCUCCCAGGUUUUCUGCUGGAAUUUUUAGAAGUGAACAGAGAACCAUUAAUACAGGUGCACACCCGUGCCGGUUAAUACAGGUGCACAUAUCUGUGUUUACUGGAUUCAUCAGAUGCAAAUCAAUAGUUCAUUA
Messenger RNA from Phragmites australis (common reed), 1222 nucleotides. Its product is annotated as UPF0603 protein OsI_019212, chloroplastic-like. The transcript has 3 exons. The coding region runs from base 177 to 1031 and encodes 284 amino acids. The record is from RefSeq and is a predicted model, not a curated record. Lineage: Eukaryota; Viridiplantae; Streptophyta; Magnoliopsida; Poales; Poaceae.